CCUAGCGGGUACCCAAAGUGGAAAGACUGAUAAACGGGCAAAUCAUUUAUAUCAAAUGUGUUUAAGCUCUGGUUGACAGCCUGCAUGUAUGAGAAACACCACGUGGGAAACAGAGAGACCGGAAAACAAAGAGAAAAAUCAGUGUCAGAAGAAGCAAAAGAAGAAAAACAGGGAGAUUUAAAGAGUACACAGUAAAAAAACAACAAUCUGCAAAGAUGAUUCUGAUUAUGUUUGUGAUUGUAAUAAUGAUGAGAGUGUCGGCCCCUUGCACGAAGAUUGAACAAGAACUUUUUGGGAUCACAGAGAUUCCCUCAAACAUCUCGAGCAGCACCGAAUGCCUGUAUGUCAAGCAGAGGCAGAUCACAGUGAUUCCCAGGGGCACCUUCAGCCGCCUGCAGAACCUCAAGAGACUUUUCAUAACAGGGAACGACAUGCUGGAGAAUAUCAGCGCGUUUGCCUUCGCCAGACUCCCCCUGCUAACUGAAAUCUACAUCUCUGAUAACGGUGCGUUAAGGAGCAUAGGGGAUUCUGCUUUUUCUGAUCUCCCUGAACUCACUGGGAUACAAAUAAUAAAUUCAAAACACCUGAUCCACAUCCAUCCAGAUGCAUUCAAGAACAUUGGGAAACUGCGGGGUUUGAUCAUCUCCAACACCGGACUGACAAUAUUUCCAAACUUCACCAAGAUCCACUCCACAGCCAAGGGCUUUGUGUUGUAUGUAUCUACACUCAAAUUAACCAAAAAUGCCCACACACUAUUAUUCCCACAUGUCAUUGAAAAAGUAGGCUGUUGUAUGCACACAGAGUUAAAUAUGCCCAGAAGAAAUCACACCAUUUAACAAAACCUACGCACUGAGUAGUCCUUAGAGAACGGAGUAUCAAGAAAACAAACCAUCUGUCACUUGUCCCCGGCAUUUAUAAAUCCUACAUCAAACCGUCUCCCAUCUGACCCCCCAUCUAUCAGCUUCAAAUAAAAAGUGGAUUUAAAGAAGAUUGCAGCAUGUACUGUAUAUUUUGUACCCAUAUCUGCUGUGUUUCGUCAUAUUUACAUAAAUG
Molecule: messenger RNA, 1053 nt
Organism: Eleginops maclovinus (Patagonian blennie)
Lineage: Eukaryota; Metazoa; Chordata; Actinopteri; Perciformes; Eleginopidae
Product: follicle-stimulating hormone receptor-like
Exons: 6
Coding region: 216-836 (206 amino acids)
Biological process (GO): G protein-coupled receptor signaling pathway
Cellular component (GO): membrane
Molecular function (GO): thyroid-stimulating hormone receptor activity
Source: RefSeq, a predicted model, not a curated record